AUAGUAAUAAUCACUCCAUAAUGAAGAGAGCUGUCCGCCGUGCAGCAGGUGAGACGCACACAGAGAGACGCAGAGCUGCUUCAGCAGUCACUCCGCAAACUUAACGGACUUGCACGUCAACACCUUCCGGGCCCGACAGAGGUGAUCCUGCGAAGCAGGAAGGAGAGCAGGAGAGCGCAGAAACACUUUUUUCCGGGAGGAGAGCGCAGUGUCGUAUAAUGUCAGUUGUGGGCGCGCAGCCUUUCAUCAAGCCAAUGCAGUCCCCACCUUCAGUUUCGCCCGGUAUCCAAAGGAGACACACGCUUCCCGCGAGUGAAGUCCGACCGCUCAACACGCAGGAUGCCAUAAGCGUCUUUGAAAUCGAGCGAGAGGCAUUUAUCUCAGUGUCAGGGGAGUGCCCCCUCCACCUGGAUGAAGUACGUCACUUCCUCACACUGUGCCCAGAGCUAUCCAUGGGCUGGUUUGAGGAGGGUCGGUUGGUGGCUUUUAUCAUCGGCUCUCUGUGGGACCAGGACAGGCUCACCACAGAAGCGCUGACGCUCCACAAGCCCUGCGGCUCCACCGUGCACAUCCACGUCUUGGCUGUCCAUCGCACUUUCAGGCAGCAGGGCAAAGGUCCCAUCCUCAUGUGGCGCUACCUGCAGUAUCUCCGCUGCCUGCCCAACGUGCGCCGAGCGGUGCUGAUGUGUGAAGACUUCCUCAUCCCCUUCUACCGCAAGUCGGGCUUCAAGGUGCUGGGGCGAUGCGCCAUCACCGUGGCCAACCUGACCUUCACCGAGAUGUGGUACCCAAUCAGCGGCCACGCGUACAUGCGCCGCAACAGCGAAGCGAUUCGUUUCCCUCAGCACCCCCUGACUGUGCCCCUGACAAAGACUGACGAACGCGUUGAUGUAUGAAGUGCUUACUGAGGGCCGAGCAGGCUGUCUUUAAUCUAAGAGGAAGGAAUUCAGUGUUGUUCUCUGUAGCAUCUUUCAGGGUUUGUCUCAAGUUUCCAGCCGUUUCUCUGAUUUGUUGGACUUUUGAUCCCAUGUGAAAUGAUUUUAAUAUGUAUAAUAAAACAUAUACUGUACUGUGACGUGUUAUAAAUAUGCGAGAAGAGUCAAGUAGUGAGUAACUGGAGUUAAUUGUCGCAUUUGUGGUAGACUUUGCGCUUGGGUGUAAAGCUGUCUUCUGCUAAGCACCUUCCUGGGCUUCCUACAACUGUGGUCUGACGUCAGUAAACCGGGCUUUAGCAGCUCAGUCACAGCUCCACCAUCCUCCAGCUCCUCCUCAGCUCCAUUAGGGGGCUUUAGCUAUUGUAAACGCCGAGUGGGGAUUAGUUAACCUGUAGGACCAAUGACCUUUACCUAAAGAAGCACAAACAGAGCAGAUUGGAGUUAGUUGUGACAACAGUUUGACAAACCAUGUAAUUUUUUUAAGUUCUUUUCUGUUACAGUGUUUCAAUAAAAUGUUUUAUACUGUU
Pelmatolapia mariae (spotted tilapia) is the source of this 1462-nucleotide messenger RNA. RefSeq names its product serotonin N-acetyltransferase-like. Gene Ontology annotation, biological process: circadian rhythm; response to light stimulus. The transcript is spliced from 4 exons. Lineage: Eukaryota; Metazoa; Chordata; Actinopteri; Cichliformes; Cichlidae. Gene Ontology annotation, cellular component: cytoplasm. The record is from RefSeq and is a predicted model, not a curated record. Gene Ontology annotation, molecular function: aralkylamine N-acetyltransferase activity. Bases 219 to 896 code for a protein of 225 amino acids.